UAUGGAAUACCAUUUUGUGCAAUUUUUGCUUUAUCAACUUCAGACCAAUCUACUCCGAGAACGAGCAUAUGGCAAAUGACUAGAUUUGAAAGGCUCAAUGCUGCUACAUUUUUCGAAUGCACCACUGCCAAACCCUUCUUCUACCACCAAGGAAAUUACAAGUGUUUUUACUGCAACGAAGUUUUUCCUGACAUUCAUACAGUACUAGACCAUACCGAUUUUCAUUCGACGCCGGACCGAUCCAGUCUACUAAAGCAACAUAUAAGAAAGGGAAAACGAGUUAUAAAAGUGGAUAUUUCAUCUUUAAAAUGCAAAAUUUGUGAACAAAAAUACAACGACUUGGACGAUAUUAGGAAACACUUGAUGGCCGCACAUAGAAAAGAAUUCAAUUCCGCUGGCAAUGGACUCAUGGCUUACAAUUUAACCGUUAGCAAUGGACUUCUCUCGUGUCACAAAUGCGGAAAAAAAUUCAAUACAUUUUUUCUUCUCAAUCGUCACAUGAACGCUCACUUUAGUGUCGUAUGUGAAACGUGUGGACUCGGUUUUAUAUCGCAUCAACGUCUAAUUAGCCACAGAAGUGUUCAUCAAAAUGGCUCACAUAAAUGUGACCAAUGCCAGGAAGUGUUUCCUACUAAAUUAAAGUUACGCUAUCAUAUAUUUAAAAAACACGAUGUUAAAAAUGUAACGAAAACUAAACGCUUAAAAUGUCCACACUGCUUAGAGAGAUUCGCCGAACACUAUAGAAAGAUGUCUCAUCUGAAAGAAGCUCAUGGAAUCGUGUUCACUUUCGAGUGUCAAGCUUGCAAAGCAAUUUUUCCCACCCGCCGGGCUCUAACUGAGCAUACUACUAAACAGCACACCCAAAAAAUACUCUGUAAAAUAUGUAAAAAGUCUUUUGGAACACAGACACUGUUAAAAAUGCAUAUGCGAGGCCACACCGGCGAGAGAAACUUCACUUGUAAUAUAUGUCAAAAAGCGUACAUGCACGAGAAAACUUUACGGCAGCACAUGCGAGUUCAUGGGCCCGUUUGGAAGUUCAUGUGCUCCGAGUGCGGAAACGGCUUUCAUAAUCGUAAUGAUUUUAACAGACAUGUAAAGCAAUGGCAUCCACAGUGGCAGUUCAAGACUAUUGUCAAAAACUUUGGUACCAGUAAUGAUAAUCCUGAAUAAAGAGUAUUCCUAAGUUAUAACUUAUAACACUUUAAUAAAUGAAGCUUAGUAAAGUAUAAUUGUCAAUAUCAACUAUUUUGAUGUAAUUUUUGAUCAGAAGAUCAAUCAAUAUUUCAUAGUACUUGUCAGGUAGACCAAGGUCCAAGAUAUCAGCAAUAUUAUAA
Messenger RNA from Aricia agestis (brown argus), 1334 nucleotides. Its product is annotated as zinc finger protein 431-like. Gene Ontology annotation, biological process: regulation of transcription by RNA polymerase II. NCBI's taxonomy places the organism in Eukaryota, Metazoa, Arthropoda, Insecta, Lepidoptera, Lycaenidae. The transcript has 2 exons. The coding region runs from base 76 to 1170 and encodes 364 amino acids. The record is from RefSeq and is a predicted model, not a curated record. Gene Ontology annotation, molecular function: RNA polymerase II transcription regulatory region sequence-specific DNA binding; DNA-binding transcription factor activity, RNA polymerase II-specific. Gene Ontology annotation, cellular component: nucleus.